Molecule: messenger RNA, 711 nt
Organism: Lottia gigantea (owl limpet)
Lineage: Eukaryota; Metazoa; Mollusca; Gastropoda; Lottiidae
Exons: 2
Coding region: 1-711 (236 amino acids)
Source: RefSeq, a predicted model, not a curated record
AUGCUCAUGUGGACCGACCAAGCCGUUCAAAUAUUGUUAGAUGGUUUGCAGAAUCACGAGUGUUUAUGGAAUUUGAAAAGUAAAGACUACAAGGAUAGAGGAAUGAAAAGGAUUGCCCUCGGUGACUUGUUGGAAAGUUUGAAAAAAGAGAUAUUGGACUUUGAAGGGGAUGUAGAUGCCAUAAAGGCGAAAAUUCAAAGUCUGCGAACUACAUACAGAGAAGAAUUGGGCAGAGUACGAAAUUUUCUCGAAGGAGUUGUUGCAGUGGACUCUGGUGCUACUGUAUCAAAUCUUACAAAUUUGCAAAAUAAUGAAGAUGACAAUGAUGGUGAGGGAGAAAAUUCCAGGGAUCUAGAUCGUACACCUACACCUGAAACACCAAAGCUACCACACAUCCAAUCAAAGCGUCGAAAGAGAGAAUCAACACCAGUAUCAACAACUCACACAUGGAUGGAUACAGCUAGUCAUGCCCUGAAGACUCUGGCUGACAGUGCUAAAGAAACAACAGAUGAAUGGGAUGAUUUUGCCAAAGAUGUGGCAAAUACUUUGAGAGGGAUUCCCAACAAGUCGACGCAGCGAAGAACUAAGUUUGCCAUACAGAAAAUCUUGUUUGAUGCCAGGGAGAGUGAUGACCAUUUUAUCGCCCCACAACAAUCAGCACAACCACAAACCCAGUGGGUUGCACCCAAUUACAAUCCGAACAACACCUGA